UUCUGGGAGUCAGGGCAACACCUAGAGAAAACGGGGACGAUAUAGCUGUGUGCGGGGGUUCAGCGUCGUUGUUUACCCGUAAUAUGGGCAAAUUACAACACUAAAACAUAACGUUAAGGGUUAUAUUAUUGGGGUGAAAAUACUACAUAGGGUAAUUUUACGGCUUGUAUAGAUUUGUAUAACACUAAAGAGGCAGCAUGUCGCGAGGAGUGCUGCAACCGAGCCAGCAAAAGCUGGCGGAGAAACUGACCAUCCUAAAUGACAGGGGAAUCGGGAUGCUGACCCGCAUCUAUAACAUCAAAAAGCAAGGACAAGUUUGGAAGGCAUGUGGGGACCCAAAAGCAAAGCCAUCCUACCUUAUAGACAAAAACCUGGAAUCGGCAGUAAAGUUUAUUGUCCGAAAAUUCCCAGCUGUGGAAACACGAAAUAACAACCAACAGCUUGCACAACUACAAAAAGAAAAAUCUGAAAUUCUAAAGAAUCUAGCACUAUAUUACUUCACGUUUGUUGAUGUAAUGGAAUUUAAGGAUAACGUUUGUGAGCUUCUCAACACUAUUGACGUUUGCCAAGUUUUCUUUGACAUUACAGUAAAUUUCGACCUAACCCGGAACUACCUUGAUUUAGUCGUAACCUACACUACACUAAUGAUGCUGCUGUCACGGAUUGAAGAGCGGAAAGCUAUUAUAGGACUAUAUAACUACGCCCAUGAAAUGACACAUGGCUCAAGUGACAGAGAAUACCCCAGGCUCGGGCAGAUGAUCGUGGAUUACGAGAACCCCCUGAAAAAGAUGAUGGACGAAUUUGUUCCCCAUGGAAAGUCGCUGUCAGACGCCCUCAUCUCCCUCCAGAUGGUGUACCCUCGGCGGAACCUGUCGGCGGACCAGUGGAGGAACGCUCAGCUCCUGAGCCUGAUCAGCGCGCCCAGCACUAUGCUGAAUCCAGCCCAGUCAGACACGAUGCCCUGCGAAUACCUGUCCCUGGACACUAUGGAAAAAUGGAUAGUAUUUGGGUUCAUCCUGUGCCACGCGGUUCUGAACAGCGACCCGGCCGCCCUCAGCCUGUGGAAACUGGCCCUCCAGAGCAGUUCCUGCCUGUGUCUCUUCCGAGAUGAGGUCUUCCACCUGCACAAGGCCUGCGAGGACCUGUUUGUCAACCUCCGAGGCUACAACAAGCGCAUUAACGACAUCAGAGAAUGCAAAGAAGCCGCUCUAUCACAAGCGGGCUCCAUGCACAGAGAGCGCCGUAAGUUCCUUCGAUCGGCGUUGAAAGAGUUGGCCACAGUUCUUGCUGACCAGCCUGGACUACUUGGGCCAAAGGCCCUGUUUGUGUUCAUGGCCCUGUCCUUUGCUCGGGACGAGAUCAUCUGGCUCCUGAGGCAUGCCGACAACAUCCAGAAAAAGAGCACCGACGACUUCAUCGACAAGCACAUUGCAGAGCUCAUCUUCUACAUGGAGGAGCUGAGGGCCCACGUGCGCAAGUACGGCCCAGUCAUGCAGCGCUACUACGUGCAGUACCUGUCUGGGUUCGAUGCGGUGGUGCUGAACGAGCUUGUGCAGAACCUGUCCGUCUGUCCGGAGGACGAGUCCAUCAUCAUGUCCUCAUUCGUCAACACCAUGACCUCUCUCAGUGUAAAACAAGUGGAGGACGGGGACGUGUUUGAUUUCAGAGGCAUGCGGCUGGACUGGUUUAGAUUACAGGCCUACACCAGCGUGUCCAAGGCCUCCCUGGGAAUUGCGGACCACAGAGAGCUGGGGAAGAUGAUGAACACUAUAAUUUUUCACACUAAAAUGGUUGACUCCCUGGUGGAAAUGCUGGUGGAAACCUCGGAUCUUUCCAUAUUCUGCUUUUACAGUCGAGCAUUCGAGAAGAUGUUCCAGCAGUGCCUGGAACUACCGUCCCAAUCACGCUACUCCAUCUCCUUCCCCCUGCUCUGCACACACUUCAUGAGCUGCACCCAUGAGCUAUGUCCAGAGGAGCGACACCACAUCGGUGACCGCAGCCUCUCCCUGUGCAACAUGUUCCUGGACGAAAUGGCCAAGCAGGCACGCAACCUCAUCACAGACAUCUGCACCGAGCAGUGCACUCUGAGCGACCAGCUACUGCCAAAACACUGCGCCAAAACCAUCAGUCAGGCGGUGAACAAGAAGUCGAAAAAACAGACGGGGAAGAAAGGUGAACCGGAGCGCGAGAAGCCGGGGGUGGAGAGCAUGAGGAAGAACCGGCUUCUGGUUACCAACUUAGACAAGCUCCACACGGCACUGUCCGAGUUAUGCUUCUCCAUCAACUACGUGCCCAACAUGGUGGUCUGGGAGCACACCUUCACUCCGAGGGAGUACUUGACGUCCCAUCUGGAGAUCCGCUUCACCAAGUCCAUUGUUGGGAUGACUAUGUACAACCAGGCCACCCAGGAGAUUGCCAAGCCCUCUGAGCUCCUGACCAGCGUGCGGGCAUACAUGACUGUGCUCCAGUCCAUCGAAAACUAUGUCCAGAUCGACAUCACAAGGGUGUUCAACAACGUGCUCCUGCAGCAGACCCAGCACCUGGACAGCCAUGGAGAGCCCACCAUCACCAGCCUGUAUACCAACUGGUACCUGGAAACCUUACUGCGGCAGGUUAGCAAUGGGCACAUUGCUUACUUCCCGGCCAUGAAGGCAUUUGUCAACCUCCCCACUGAGAACGAGCUGACCUUUAAUGCAGAGGAGUACUCCGAUAUCUCCGAGAUGAGGUCUCUCUCUGAGCUGUUGGGGCCCUAUGGUAUGAAGUUCCUCAGCGAGAGCCUCAUGUGGCACAUCUCCUCCCAAGUGGCUGAGCUCAAGAAACUGGUGAUGGAAAACGUGGAGGUUCUGACCCAGAUGAGGACCAGCUUUGACAAACCUGACCAGAUGGCAGCGCUGUUCAAGAAACUCUCGUCGGUUGACAGUGUGCUGAAACGGAUGACCAUCAUUGGAGUCAUUCUCUCAUUCCGAUCACUGGCCCAGGAGGCACUUCGAGAUGUCCUGUCCUGUCACAUUCCAUUCCUUGUGAGCUCUGUGGAGGAUUUUAAGGACCACAUUCCCAGAGAAACAGACAUGAAGGUGGCGAUGAACGUGUACGAACUGUCCUCAGCUGCAGGGUUGCCCUGCGAGAUCGACCCCGCCCUGGUGGUUGCCCUGUCCACACAGAAGUCUGAGAACAUCAGUCCCGAGGAGGAGUAUAAGAUUGCCUGUCUGCUGAUGGUGUUUGUGGCUGUUUCCAUGCCAACCUUGGCGAGCAACACUAUGUCACAGUACAGCCCUGCGAUCGAAGGGCACUGCAACAACAUUCAUUGUCUGGCAAAAGCUGUAAACCAGAUAGCAGCUGCCCUGUUUACCAUUCACAAGGGAAGCAUUGAAGAUCGGCUGAAAGAAUUCCUGGCUCUUGCUUCAUCCAGCUUACUGAAGAUUGGCCAAGAGACUGAUAAAACAACAACACGUAACAGGGAAUCGGUUUACUUGCUCCUUGACAUGAUUGUGCAAGAAUCCCCAUUCCUCACCAUGGACCUGCUGGAAUCUUGCUUCCCCUAUGUCCUGCUGAGAAAUGCCUACCAUGCCGUCUACAAGCAGAGCGUCACUUCUUCUUCAUAAAUGUUGCUCGCCUGGGGCCAAGGUGCAUAGUCAAGGACAAGGGUCUUCGCAACACAGACCAUAGGUUUGUUUUACGUUGCAGUCUUAAAACAACCGAAAUUAUUUUUUUCUGGGAUCAUUUUAUUUUUUUUGUUAUUUCUUUUUUUCCAUUUGCAUUACUGACCAGUUGUUUCCUAUAACAGUUAUAGUAACAUAUAAGCUUGGUUGAUGAGAAUUACACUACUAAAUUUAAUUUUUGAAAAAGCAUCUGUGUUUCAAUACUUUAAAAAAACAACAUGAAAAAAAUCAAAAACACUGGGGGGUGGGGUGAAUUUUAAACAUCUACAAUCAUGCAGAGUAUUUUGCUUGUUUAUUGACAAAUGUUUCAAUGAUACUCUGUGAUUCUUUUUAGAAUGUUGUUCUAGAUUUCAUCUGUGAUUUAUGUGCAUUAUUUUGUGGACUUGCAUCUUUUUUUUUUUUUUACACUUACGUUUUCUGAAAUAUUUGCCUAAUUAUUACUACAGCAUCUAAUUUUGUUUGGAACUGAGAUGAAUUGUUGGUAACUGCAUAAAAUUAUAGACAGCGGCUGGUGUUUGUACAAAGCAUAGUAUAAUUUUUUUAACUAACUAUCAUGAUGCCGUGUUGGCAUUAACAUGCCCAUUGUACCUGUCUGUAUGGUAUAAUAAACAUUCUUACAUAUUUAUUGAAUGUUUAUAAAUUGUUCUCCCUUGACCACUUUUUGUAUGUUUUCAAUUUUUGGAAAUUCCAGUGUAACUUCCAUAACAUAAAUAAACAUUAGUUAUAUCCAA
Molecule: messenger RNA, 4390 nt
Organism: Conger conger (European conger)
Lineage: Eukaryota; Metazoa; Chordata; Actinopteri; Anguilliformes; Congridae
Product: nck-associated protein 1
Exons: 32
Coding region: 198-3602 (1134 amino acids)
Biological process (GO): cell migration; neuron projection morphogenesis; cortical actin cytoskeleton organization
Cellular component (GO): SCAR complex
Source: RefSeq, a predicted model, not a curated record